Molecule: messenger RNA, 1064 nt
Organism: Aspergillus alliaceus
Lineage: Eukaryota; Fungi; Ascomycota; Eurotiomycetes; Eurotiales; Aspergillaceae
Exons: 2
Coding region: 102-1064 (320 amino acids)
Molecular function (GO): lyase activity
Source: RefSeq, a predicted model, not a curated record
GGUACCGACACCGUUCCUAGACUAAUGUCAGCCCCCAUCACCGCUUACUGCACAUCUCCCGAUGAACGGGACCACUUUGUGUCUAGUAUACUGCAAGCAUCAUGUCUUCGACCAUAUACCGCUCGUCAGCGGCAUCACUAAAGGCCUCCGCAACACGCUCGAAGUGUCCGACCACCCAGGUCGAGUUCGGAGGUCAGAAGGCCGUUGUACCCAAAGGCGGCUACUACGAUCGUUACCGCAUGAACCCAAACCUGGACGAGGUAGCCCGCGAUCCGGCCGUUGGACCUGAUAUUGACUUCUUCCGGAAGAUCCCAAAGAAGCUGAUGGAUUCGAGGGUCGGUCAAAUAUACGCACCCAACUUCUAUUAUCGCACUAGGAGCGUCCAGCUCGUCUUCCUCGCACCCCUCGACCGCUUGCAGUCUAGGCUCCCGUCACCCUUGGAGCCCAUCACGGCGUUGCCUGGUUACGGUUUGGUCGCGUUGACGUUUUACUCGUACCUUGUCUGCGACAACGACCCUUAUAACGAGGUCUCGAUUGCCGUCAUCGUCCGGCAGCCGGGUAAUAAUAGUUACAGUACGACCCAAUUGCUCAGUUCCAUAUGGAACAAAACUUUCUACGGAUACGUGUUGGCUCUACCAGUCGAUACCGAGAUCGCUCGAGUACGAGGUGUAUACGGGUACCAAUUCCCUAAAUGGCUCGCCAACAUCAACCUGGAGAUGGAUGAUCAAAACAUCAAGGCCGACCUCACCGCGACAGAUGGGACACCCGAUCUGACGCUGGAUGUACCCCUUCCGGCUCUGCAGACCAUCCCGUCACAAUCUUCGGUCGGGACCAACAUCGCUAUAAACAGGAUUGACGGGAAAUGGUCCCGGGUGGCAGUCCAGACGAACCCACUCCUGGCGGCACAAUGUCUUCUUCCUGGGAACGUCAAGCUCUCUCGGAGUGAAGGUCCAUUGAGUAAACUCCUCAACGAAUUGGGCGCUUCGACCAUCCUACGGAUGGACGUCUUCAAGGAUGCGCAGAUGGUCCUGAAUAUGCCCACAUCUUUGAAGGCGUUUGAUUAA